This is a messenger RNA of Aspergillus sclerotioniger CBS 115572, 1515 nucleotides long. RefSeq lists its product as uncharacterized. The coding region runs from base 1 to 1515 and encodes 504 amino acids. Gene Ontology annotation, cellular component: nucleus. Lineage: Eukaryota; Fungi; Ascomycota; Eurotiomycetes; Eurotiales; Aspergillaceae. The record is from RefSeq and is a predicted model, not a curated record. Gene Ontology annotation, molecular function: transcription cis-regulatory region binding; DNA-binding transcription factor activity. Gene Ontology annotation, biological process: positive regulation of transcription by RNA polymerase II. The transcript has 5 exons.
AUGCCAUCUAGACGUGAUCCUUGGUAUGCACAGCCAGGCGACGAUAAUCGCCCAUCAUGUGCCCGAUGUCAAACUACCGGACGAAAUUGUGUCCGCUCACAAUCCCAAUUCCAAUUCUUGAACAGCACGAGCGCUGAAUACGAGCAGACUGCAGCGAAUAGGCCGAGUCCAUCCAAGACAGAUACCUCGGUUUGCUCAGAUGUCGAGCAUGUCGACGAGACACCCGCCUUGGCUGCUCUGUACCACCAGGACCCUCCACCUUUGCUCCCUCAGGCCACACCUCGUUCUCAGUCUACCGCCUAUACCUUCAGCCUAUCCACUCCAGGCCAUCUCUGGGACACAUCGUCUCCUGCCUCUCCCACAUCCUUGACAUCUAUCCCACCACCCCCAGCCCAACUCACUCUCGAAGAGGCAUGUCUACUCCGCUACUUUGCCGAAGCCCUGGGGAAAUGGUUCGACCUGUGUGACCCUCAGCGACACUUCACCACCGUGGUCCCCCAACGAGCCCGAACCUGUCCCCCAUUACUCGAUGCCGUCCUCUCCGCCUCAGCCCGACACUUCAGCACCCUCCCUUCCCCCAAACAAGUCGAAAUCACCCGCAAAUACGGCCUCCAGGAUGGCCUCACCAUCACCGAACAAUCCACCCUGCUAUACCACAACCGCUGCAUUGCCCACCUCCGCUCCGUAAGCGAGGAACCCAACGCCAUGAUGGACGAGAACCUCCUCGCAGCGGUAGUCACCCUGCGCUUCUAUGAAGAACUCGACACCCCCUUCCACCCCUCCCCCCCAACCACGGCAAUCCACGGCCUCCAAAUCUUCCUCGAAGCCCAAUCCCACCAUCCCACCAUCAACAACCCUCACCCCUGGACCCUCCGCCAAAGCGCCUUCUGGAUCGGCAUCAGGCAAGAAUUCCACAUGGCAUUUUCCCAACAACGACCCUUCCGACUUCCCCUUUCCCUCUCCAUCCUCUCCUCAUACCCAGUCCCAACACCAAGUACACCAGACCACAUCCGGGUCAACUCCCUUCUCAUUCUCUGCGCUGAGAUAAUCCAUCACGAAACGAAACGAAUGGAUAUCCUCCUGCCCCCAUCAUUCAUCCCCGUGUACACCACACCCGGGAACAUAAAAGAAGGUCUAUUCCCGAAUAAAUGGUACAUGGAUGAAUGCCACAUCGUUGCGGCGCAGAGUUUAUGUUUUGUGAGGAUUUUGUUAGGGGCGUUUAAUCCGAGGUUACUUGGGCUUAGCCUUGGGAAUGGGAUUGGGAUGGAAGCAGCAGCAGAGGAGGUACGUGAUGCCGUGUGGGAGGUUUGUGGGAUCGGGGUAUCGAAUCGAUGGAAUCCGACGGGGAUGUUGAUUGCGGCGUUUGCGGUGGUGGUUUGUGCGGAGAGGUUUCGGGGGAGGAAGAGACAGCAGGAGGUGUUGAUGGGGGUGGUGAGGGAGAUGAGGGAGGAGAGGAAUUAUUGGCCGGGGGUGGAGAUGGAGAAGAGGGUUAGAGAUGUUUGGGAUAAUAAUUAG